AUGUCUGAGUACCUAGGCACUUGGGAACACGUCUAUCUAUCACGUGCCACCGUUGAAUAUUCAUCCAAUCUUGAAGAUCGUAGAUGUCAGUUGUUGGUCAAACAUACCGUCGGUCAAUGUGUUUUCCUUCCUAUUGGACUCGCAAACCCGUAUUCGGAAAGGCUGCAGGCAAGGGGAGCGGGUGGAGAACCUAAAAUGUCCGAAUUUUUGUAUCUCAGACCGUUUGAUAGGUCUCCAUUUUGA
Sclerotinia sclerotiorum 1980 UF-70 is the source of this 243-nucleotide messenger RNA. RefSeq lists its product with no specific name. The transcript is spliced from 2 exons. The record is from RefSeq and is a predicted model, not a curated record. NCBI's taxonomy places the organism in Eukaryota, Fungi, Ascomycota, Leotiomycetes, Helotiales, Sclerotiniaceae. Bases 1 to 243 code for a protein of 80 amino acids.